This is a messenger RNA of Pseudoliparis swirei, 1310 nucleotides long. RefSeq names its product zinc finger protein 277 (gene znf277). The transcript is spliced from 11 exons. The coding region runs from base 21 to 1310 and encodes 429 amino acids. Lineage: Eukaryota; Metazoa; Chordata; Actinopteri; Perciformes; Liparidae. The record is from RefSeq and is a predicted model, not a curated record.
UUGACCACGUGACAUUAAAGAUGGCCGCCUCUCACCGGAGUCGAGACGGUGAGGACAGCAUCCUGGAGCCUCUGUGUUUCCCAGAUGCCCCCCCUGACCCCCCCAGUGCUCUGGGCGACCCCCUGGACCCCCUGCUGCUCUGCCUGUUCUGCCCCCGGUCCGUCCCCCUGGAGCAGAAGGACCAGCUCCUCAAACACCUGCUGCUGGACCACCAGCUGGUCAUCGCCGACGUCAAGCUGGUUGCUGACCUCCCAAAGUACCUGCUCUACUGGAGGAGUCGUUUCCUGCAGCAGCCGCUCACAGACUUCUGCAGCGUCAUCAAGACCAACUGCAGCGGACCAAUCGAGAAGCAGGAGAACUACUUCCUGUUGUGUGAUCUCCUCCCAGAGGACCGAGUCCUCCGAGAGAAGCUGCAGCAGAACAGACUGGAGGAGGUGCUGGAGCAGCAGCAGCAGGAGAGAGACGACAGCAGCUUCCACCGCCUCUGCAUGUUCUGCAGCGAGGAGUUCAGUGGGAACAGGGCGGCGCUGCUGAACCACAUGGCCAGAGAGCACUCCUUCAGCAUCGGGCUGCCGGACAACAUCGUCUACUGCCAACAGCUCCUGGACACGCUGCAGGCCAAGAUGGACAGCCUGCAGUGUCUGUACUGUGAGAAGACCUUCAGGGACAAGACCACGCUGAAGGACCACAUGAGGAAGAAGGCCCACCGCCGCAUCAACGCCAGCAACACACUGUACGACCGCUUCUACGUCAUCAACUACCUGGAGCUGGGGAAGAGCUGGGAGGAGGUGCAGAGUGAGGACGACCGAGAGCUGCUGGAGGACGAGGGGGAGGAUGAUUGGUCGGACUGGCGAGCUCGCCCGGUGUGCUCCGUGUGUCUCUUCUGUGACGACCAAUCAGAGACGAUGGAGCAGAUCUACUCGCACAUGAAGGAAGCUCACGGCUUUGACCUCCAUCGCCUGAGGACGGAGCUCAACCUCCACUUCUACCAGCAGGUGAAGCUGGUGAACUACAUCCGGCGUGAGCUGUACCAGCGGCGCUGCUACGGCUGCCAGGAGCGGUUUGAGUCCAGAGCCGAGGUCCUGGACCACCUGCAGGUCAAAGGUCACGUGAUGACGCUGCCGGACGCCGCCACCUGGAACCAGCCUCAGUACUACUUCCCGACCUAUGAGAACGACGCCCUCUUGUGUUCGCUCUCCGGCGGCGAAUCAGACGACGACAGCGUGCCGGUGAUCUCAGAGGACGUCAGUGACCUCAGAGCCCUGAGGAGGACCAGCGUGCUGCAGCAGCUGCUGAGGGGGGCCCGCUAG